AUGGUCCUUAUCAACUUUCUGGGAUUAUCUGUGCUGUUCGUGCCAAACACUUUGGGAGACGUUUUCGUAGGAUGUUUCGAUCCGCGGAUUUCGCCUACUCCAGAUGGUUUAUCAUAUGAUAGUUACCUAGAGAGCUGUCAGCCUGAUGGUCGAUAUCUCAUUCCUACUAGUUUAUGUGACUAUCCCAAUAUCCAAGUUUUCUAUCUUCCAUCACCAGGCGACUGGUCGUUUUCCGGAUGUCUAUACCUUCAGGGUACACCCAAUACACAAGUCACUAGCCUUGCCCAAUGUCUAAACCAGUGUAAAGGAUAUCCCAUCGCAUUCACUGUCUACAUCGACAGCUGCAUCUUUUGCUCGUGCACUUUGACGAUACCAGAUCCGGAUGAUCUUCAAACCGUCUGCGGACUUGGCGAUUGGUUCGUAUAUUCUGAGACAGUUCUGCCGAGCGGUUUCGUGGCGAAGAAGAGACUCCAUAAGGAUGAGGACCAAGGAUUAUGUCCAAAGGGUCUGACAGCCUGUAGAACCGAUUCAGCUUUGUCAUCGUCAUUUGACUAUGAAUGUAUCAAUAUAGAGGAAGAGUUGGAGUCAUGUGGUGGAUGCCUGUUUGGUCAAUUACAUGUGGGAGUUGAGAGAUUCAAUUUCCCCAUCGGCCUAGAUUGCACCCAACUACCUGGAGUGAGAGCGGAUGGAGUGACAUGUCAGCAAGGCGAAUGUUCGGUUUUCUCGUGUGAUGAUGACCAUUCCCUGCAUGCGGGAAAUUGUAUGCCUUCUUAG
Molecule: messenger RNA, 774 nt
Organism: Kwoniella mangroviensis CBS 8507
Lineage: Eukaryota; Fungi; Basidiomycota; Tremellomycetes; Tremellales; Cryptococcaceae
Exons: 5
Coding region: 1-774 (257 amino acids)
Source: RefSeq, a predicted model, not a curated record